Molecule: messenger RNA, 2831 nt
Organism: Neodiprion fabricii
Lineage: Eukaryota; Metazoa; Arthropoda; Insecta; Hymenoptera; Diprionidae
Exons: 2
Coding region: 1667-2284 (205 amino acids)
Source: RefSeq, a predicted model, not a curated record
GUGCGCCUCUAUACCUAUUACAUACAUUAUAUAUUUCAUGCUUGAGGAAUUCGUAAAAAUCUCGAAAGGAGACGUGCGUAGAUAUACCCUGCGUACGGUAUACAUGAUACAACUUGUGUACGUACAUGCCGCGAAGAAUCCACUGUGAAAAAUUGAAAACUGUCAAAACGUUUAUUCGUCGGUCAUAAGUUCGAUAACGGUGUAUAAAUAAUAAAUAAGGCAUCGACGGUGCGGGAAUGGAAACAAAGUUUAUGACGUUAUCGCUACUCGUACCUCGAUUACGCGGUAAAACGACAGGGCGGGACUGUUACGGUACAGCAGUGUCGACGGACGGCGGAGGAUUAGUGAAAUUACACGCGACGGACACCAUGAGGUGACCCGUGGCGUUAAAACAUCUUGGCAGGCCGUACACGCACACCUACAAUAGUCGCAUCUUGGCCGUUCAUCGAUCUGCCCGAGCUUCGGGUUUGAAUCGUAUACGGAAAAGGCGGCGUGAUCUCUUUCCACGAGUACUGUUCGAGCGAGAAAAACGGUGCGUGGGCGGGCCUUAAUUAAUUCGUAGCACGUACGAUGACGGGGAGAACGCGUCUUCGAGCUCCGGAAAUGAAUCUGUUCGUUUUGGGAUCCUUCCGUCCUAGCGAACAUCAAGCGCCGAGUAUAGAUAGUAGUUUGAGUGACUGACGUUGGAUCGUCGCAACAUCUGCGACAACUCUUUUCGGGCUUGCGGAAUUCCUCAUCGAGGCUUGCGCAGUACGCGGAGGUUGUAGCUUCCCAAGCUUUGGAGCGCAUUCGGAAGGUUGUGGGUGUGCCUCAACGUGGUGAGUUCUCUACGAGUGGGCUACGAACACGCCGUUUGGUAAACACGAGGCUCUAAAUAACCCUCAGGGGUUCAAAGCUGCGCGAACCUCCGCCGCCUAGACCCGUUACUCAAAUCUACGUCUCGUUGGUUUACCGAAAACUCGGCACCUCGGUGGUUUAAAACUCGCAUCGCCUCCCUCGUCAUCGUUUUUGCGGAAGGUCGUAAACGGACUACUCGCGGCUGUCAAAAUAUUUCUUGGAAACUUGAAAGAAAAAAAAAGGGCAAAGACCUCGGCUGAACAACCGUGCCUGUACACAACGAGCACGGCAAACUUAUCAACGAGAUGUAAUAUACCGCGAAGUGAGAACGUUGCAUUUGGCGCAGGGUAACCUCGAGGGUAACGUACUCCGUUUAUCGUUAGAUAAUCAAUCGUAACCUUCCGAACAUCGGUCUACGGUUAAUUUGGUGAACUUGAUUUUUUCUCGCUCCUUUUUCCAAUCAUCGUCGUCGUUAUUGUUAUUAAUAACAUAACACUGAUAAGCGGGUGCUACGAUAACUUUCGACUAGAUUGGAAGGCCACGUACAAACAGAGCCCUGGAACGGGCCAAAUUUCUCCGCAUAGCGAGUGUCCAGAGCGCACGAUCUGCGCGGCGCAUCUGAGCAGAUGGCUUGCCAAUAACGCGAGGGGAAUCAUUGCUCGUGGCGGGUUUUCGAUUUCCAACCAGCGACAAGAACUAUAAUUCAAGGAAAAUCAUGAAAAUCCAUAAAAAUUCGGAUAAAAAAAAAAUCAUCAAGGUAGCGGUAUAAUAUAUAAGGAAAAGGAAGCAAAGUUGUUACGUCGACGUAGAGACAAUAGGCGGGGAAGAGAUGCAGCUGUCAAGAAAGAUGAGCGCCCAGAAUAUGAUGGCUAGUAUAAGUCGUACUUUGCGUACAAGGAGAGAUAGCAAAUCGGCCGCCGCUAACGAGGUGAAAUUUGCCGGGGAGGAGAGCAAGGACAAACUUUACGAGCCUAAGCACAGGCAGAAGCUAGUGCGGGUCUUGACGGUCGUUGCCUACGUUAUUUCUGUUAGCCUAGCUGCGAUUAUUUUGUCCCUUUACUACAUGUUCAUCUGGAAACCGGAGGACCGUCCUUUAAACGCUACGCUCAAAGCAGAAAGGUCGAACGCUACGAGUAGCAGAGCCGGGUGCCCGAAUUAUACGAGCAGCCCGCCGCCCGGUGCGGGGCCGGUUCCCACCACUCGGCAUCCCGGAUCGACUCCUUACCGCGACGCGAUUGGAGACGAGAGAAGGGGGACGGAGGCGGCGACACCGGGCAUGCCGUCAGUGUCCAACUUGGACGAGAAUUUCUACGAUGAGAUUUUGGAAGAGCGCGACGAUCGGCCAGCGUUGAAGAAGGACGGAGACGAUGCGUCGACCACCCUCUCCAAGGAUCAGCAAUUUUAUGCAGGGAGAAACGCGAGGGAUCGCAUCCUUAAGCGGAAAUGAGUGAUACGGCGACAAGGACCUCGUGAAUUCAGUUACGGGCAAUUAUAUUAUUCGUCUUCGUGCGAUGACCGACGCAAUUAUACACGCGUGUAGGUACACACACGCGUACAUGUACAUGCGUGUGCACGUGUGCGGCAAUUCGAACCGAACAAGAGGCAUGCCGGAUUCGUUGUCUUGCGUAACAUAUUUUUAGAAUUCAAAUCUCAUAGAGUUGUAAGUCUGGAAUUGUCACGGCGAUAGUCCUUCCAUAUUAUCGUAUUACUCAUAUUAUGUGUAACAUUUCACGAUUAUAAUCCACAGGUAUAUUCGUAUUUAUUCCCAGAUAUCUAUGAAUAUACGCACUGAUGGAUUUGAAAAAGUUUACGCGUUGAUGAAUACAGUUUAUUUAUAGAUGUUAUUAUUCUACGGUGUGAUAAUAUUAAUACAUCUCUACUAAUGUUAUACAGAGGUAAAAUUGCUUGUUUGUAUGCAGGGGGUAAUCUCUGGAACUACCGAACCGAUAUUGACAACCCUUUCGCCAAUAAAAAGCUAAAUUAUCCCUGAGCAA